AUGCGGAUAUUCCUGGGGGUGGGGUCGCAAGUUCCUCUCAUCUACAUUAUCCAGCGGCUCUGGCAAAAAGUCAUGGAUGCUGAGAGACAGUUUCGCACCUUCAGCUUGCAGAAGGUCAGGUGCUACUGCUGUUCUGUAAACCACCUGGACAAAAGUGGAAAUUCCAUUCCUUGCGACAAGGAAAUAAUCGAAGAUUGCAUUGUCGAGUGGUACGGCUCUGUAGAAGACUUCGAGGUGGGUGUCCGCACCCAUGUGCACGAUGCCUUUAUUGAGCAGGUGACCCGCUUUCCUCUCGGGUAUCAAUGGACGGUCGGGAUGACCACGUGCAUACUAUGGGGACAGCUGGAUGCCAUCGCGGCCCGGGCACAUGGUGGCGCCUAUAGUUAUGCUGCCUCCGUACUGGUUGUCACCAUGGCCUGGUAUCUGUGGAUCACACCAACGCACUUCUUGAUCAUGAUCAGGAUUAUUGCCUACAUGAUGCAGAUCUGGCAGUCGAAAUCACUCCUCCUUCGUUGUUUCGCCACUUGCGUCGGCUACAUGGUCAUUGGGGUGCUUACAUUUGUUCCCCAUGCUCUUCAAGCGGUACUAUACCAAGUCAAUCCCGAGCCUCUGAUCGGUUCGGCUGUGUUCUGGGUCGUGGCUCUGUGCGUUGCAUUGGUAAGCCAUUACUUUCUUGCCAGGCCCUGGAAGCAAGGGCCAGGGACAGCACACGCAAAAGAUUCGAUUUGA
Molecule: messenger RNA, 729 nt
Organism: Symbiodinium necroappetens
Lineage: Eukaryota; Dinophyceae; Suessiales; Symbiodiniaceae
Source: the annotation of a GenBank genome assembly